Molecule: messenger RNA, 999 nt
Organism: Vanrija pseudolonga
Lineage: Eukaryota; Fungi; Basidiomycota; Tremellomycetes; Trichosporonales; Trichosporonaceae
Product: UDP-glucose 4-epimerase
Exons: 2
Coding region: 1-999 (332 amino acids)
Biological process (GO): beta-D-galactose catabolic process via UDP-galactose, Leloir pathway
Cellular component (GO): cytosol
Molecular function (GO): UDP-glucose 4-epimerase activity
Source: RefSeq, a predicted model, not a curated record
AUGACUGCCUCUACCACCUCAGACUCGCACCUCCUCACCCCCGUUGACUCUGUCACGGUCAACCCAUUUCUCUAUCGCGUCGACGACGACGUUACCUUCCUCGAGCUCGACGCCUACCUCUGGUGCAAGGCCAACGACAGGAAGGUGCCCAGCCUCCGCUUCGAAAACCUCGAUUACCGCAGUCAAGACCUCGCCGCCCUGCUCGACGAGUAUGCCAUUAGUGGCAGUUCCGCCCUCCGCUCGCGCAUCUCCGGUGUGAUCCACUUUGCCGCCUUCAAGUCUGUCUCCGAGUCCAUCUCGCAGCCCAUCGACUACUACCGCAACAAUGUCUGCGGCCUCGUCGAUCUCGUCGCACUCCUCAACACGUACGGUAUCCACAAGUUUGUCUUCUCCUCCUCGGCCACCGUGUACGGGACUAAAGCGGACCUCGGCCAGCCACUGAGCGAGUACGACGUCGUCCACCACCCCGAGUCAUUCCUCGACCGCCAAGGUGACGUCUCGCACGCCACACCAGGUGUCACGGGGCUCACUUCCCCCUACGGUCGAACAAAGUACUUUGGCAAGGCUAUUCUCGCCGACGUCGCAUACUCUGCUCCCUCCAAGUGGAGCAUUGUGGCUCUGCCAUACUUCAACCCGAUCGGGUGCGACGCCUCGGGCCUGCUGGGCGAAGACCCGCGUGGCGUCCCCACCAACCUCUUCCCCGUCAUCACAAACGUACUCACCGGCCGCCGUGACCACCUCGACGUCUGCGGCAGCGACUGGGACACGCGCGACGGUACGGCAAUACGCGACUUCAUACAUGUCUCCGAUCUCGCCCGCGGCCACAUUGCCGCUCUCGAUACCAACAUCAGCGCGCCCUUCCGCACGUUCAAUCUCGGGACGGGCAAUGGCACGACCGUCGCCGAGGCGAUUCAUGCACUGGAGCAAGCCUCGGGACGCAAGGUCCCUUCGCCCCUCGCGCCCCGCCGCCCCGGCGACGUCGGCUCUUGUGUCGCCUGA